Nematostella vectensis (starlet sea anemone) is the source of this 1522-nucleotide messenger RNA. Its product is annotated as dynein light chain Tctex-type 5-B. Gene Ontology annotation, cellular component: cytoplasm; cytoplasmic dynein complex. The transcript has a single exon. Gene Ontology annotation, biological process: microtubule-based movement. Bases 593 to 1024 code for a protein of 143 amino acids. NCBI's taxonomy places the organism in Eukaryota, Metazoa, Cnidaria, Anthozoa, Actiniaria, Edwardsiidae. Gene Ontology annotation, molecular function: dynein intermediate chain binding. The record is from RefSeq and is a predicted model, not a curated record.
GUGGGGAUGGUUGGUGUUGUGGUCGACAUUUAAUCGUAAAACACACCUUUUCUCUCAACCUCCAUCGCGCUUAAUUGCCAAGAAAGACCAGCCUCCCCGCUAAGUCGAACGCUAGAAUCUCCAAAACUCUUUCAAUCGCCGCCCGAAUCAGGUCUUGCUUUUGAAUGCUUUCAUUAAGCCAAGAUCAACUUGAUAAUCAGUCGCCUGAUUAGGGCCAAAAUAGUCUAUUCUGCCAAUGAAAUUUGCCGUAAUUAUGCCGCUUAAUUGUUCAGACUUUCUCAGCAAACUCGAAAAGCUUCGUUAAACUAACCCAAGCCAAGGUCGUACAGCAACUAACUUAGCGUUGGGGAACUUUCCCAGGAAAUUUAAAUGUUACUUCAGUUCUUCUCUUAGCUACUCGGUCUUUGGAAAGACAAGUACCUAUUUCCGCAUGUGAUCUUUGCUAAUUGCUAAAAUCGACUCAAAUCGGUCGUGUUGGCCUAACGAGGCGAUAGCAAAAUCAGCUUUCCGAGUUGAAUCUUCAUUAGUAGGAAACCAGCGUAGAGAGAACAACCGCACGGCUCAAAAGCAGCGAAAACAGAGGACUUCGAAAAUGAUGACGCCAAUGAAAAGAAAAUUCGAGGAGUGUCAAACUAAUCUUGCUUCUGGGCCCCCUGAAUUAGAGGAGUUGUUGAUUUUACAACCGGCGUGCAGACUACAAGACCUGGACAUACAGUGCGUCAUUGAAGACGUCCUUCGAGGGAACCUGCGAGGAAUAAACUACAACGCUUGGGACACAGAGGCAAGGAGCGCAUUUCUGCGAGAAUUAAUAAAGCAAGAGCUACACAAGAUCGGUGUUAGGCUCGCUAACUUCACCGUUAUGGUGCUGAUCGGAGAAGCAAACGAUACGGGAAUCGAGAAAGCGAGCCACAGAGUGUGGAAACCAAAUUAUGACAGUUACACAUCAGCGUGGUAUAAGAACGCGUCUUUGUUCGCUGUUGGGACAGUAUUUGCCAACUACAGCCGUCCUUACCUUCAAGCAUAACUGAAUCUCUUUCUCGCUGCCUAAUAGUAUAAAUUCUCUUAUAUUAAAAAAAGAACUGAACCAGUUUCAGAUCUAUGGUGGAUAGAUUUCGGUCAUUUUUCACCGUCUUAAAAGAAGGAUUCAUACAGAUUUAUCUCUUUUCUUGAUGCUAUUAGAAAGACUUCCUGGAUAACUACAAGGGAAAGAAAACAAUGCCGUACAUCGGAGCCAUAUGUUGCAUUCUCACAUAUUACGAUUAGAAAUACUCUUCAAAUCUCUCGUUCACAACAGCGCUCUGAUUAAAUAAAUUACUGGAACAGUCAGUUCGUCUUGUUGUAAGAGAAGCAAAUCUUUGAGGAAAUUAACUAAAAACGUAUAAUAGCGGUGGAUGAUAUGAAUCGAUUACCAGAAACAAUAGCGAACCACACGUUCAUUAGUCCACCACAGGGAGCCAGCACAAAUGUAAAUACACCUAAGAUUGCAGAAUCCACUGAAUAAAGUAUGCAGUGUAAAGUAUCA